Molecule: messenger RNA, 1245 nt
Organism: Saccharomycopsis crataegensis
Lineage: Eukaryota; Fungi; Ascomycota; Saccharomycetes; Ascoideales; Saccharomycopsidaceae
Gene: PRP46
Product: mRNA splicing protein PRP46
Exons: 1
Coding region: 1-1245 (414 amino acids)
Biological process (GO): mRNA splicing, via spliceosome
Cellular component (GO): precatalytic spliceosome; catalytic step 2 spliceosome; Prp19 complex
Molecular function (GO): protein binding
Source: RefSeq, a predicted model, not a curated record
AUGAAAGACUUAGUGGAUAGGUUGAUAGAGAGGAGAAAGAUCUUGUUUGCACAGGAGUCUGAACACUAUGAUGAAAAAUCUCUAGAUGAAUUGAACAGUUUCUCGGAGUUGUACAAAUUUUCCAAGAUCAAUUCAACAAUCACCAAAGGAACCUCUGUUUCUAGAAAUUUGAAUCAAAUAAUACAAGGAAAUACCUCAGAAACAAACAAUAUAUCUAAUGAACUCUCAUUAAUAAAAGCAGAGAAGAAGACUUUGGGAAUUUCCGCCAAAAGUUUGUCUGAAAAAAUUAUUGAGCGCCAUAAGUCACAGCAGCGAGAUGAGCCAGAAUAUCAUCCUUCCUGGAAAUUAAUGAGAGUAAUAGCAGGGCAUACUGGCUGGGUAAGAAGUCUUUGUGUUGAGCCGGAUAAUGAGUGGUUUGCUUCAGGAUCAGUGGAUAGUACAAUUAAAAUCUGGGAUCUUGCCUCUGCCAAAUUGAAAUUGACACUAACGGGUCAUAUUAUGGCGGUCAGAGGGAUUUCUAUAUCGGACAGACACCCAUACAUGUUUUCAUGCUCCGAGGAUAAAACUAUUAAAUGCUGGGAUUUGGAAAGAAACGCCAUUGUACGAGACUAUUAUGGCCAUUUAUCUGCAGUAUAUUCCAUUGAUCUUCAUCCAACGCUAGAUGUUCUCGUUACUGGGGGCAGAGACUCAUCAGUUAGGUUAUGGGAUAUGAGAACUAGAGUACCGAUUCAUGUUAUGACUGGACACAAUUCUAAUGUCUUGAACGUCAAGGCUAGAGCAGUUGAUCCUCAGAUUAUUAGCACUUCAUCAGAUGGGACAAUCAGAUUGUGGGAUAUCGUUGCUGGUAAAACGAUGAAGGUUCUAACCAAUCAUUCAAAGAGUGUAAGAGCUCUAUCAUUAAACUCCUUUGAGAACUCAUUUGUGACUGCUUCUCCAAAUCAAAUCAAAAAAUGGGCUUUUCCAGAAGGCAAUUAUAUUGAAGACUUCACACCGCCGCAUAAUUCCAUUAUCAACACUUUGAGCGUCAAUCAUGAUGGUGUGUUAUUUAGUGGAGCCGAUAAUGGAUCAAUGAACUUUUAUGAUUACAAAACUGGGGUGAAAUUCCAGGAAUCGGAGACUACAAAAAUGCCAGGAUCAAUUGAUAGUGAGGGCGGGAUUUUUGUCAGUACUUUUGAUAAAAGUGGAAGUAGAUUGAUAACUGGAGAAGCGGACAAAACUAUCAAGAUUUGGAAAGAAGACUCAUGA